AUGCAACAAGCACAUCACGAGCAAGUUCAGACACACUCUCAAGAUGUUACACACGACUUACCGUCCUUACUACUUUCUAAAUCACAACCUUUACCAUCUCAAUUGUCAAAACCAUCUUUAAAUGAACGUAUACAAAUCGAGGUUCCAUCAAAUACUCUGCUAGAAUCUUUGGGUCUUGGACAGACCGAGUCACGCUGGAUCCAUGCUGAAAAAUUGUUUCUAGAAGUGUUUUAUGGCAAGCAUUAUAUGCCUGCAUAUAAUGCUCUACAAUCAGCUUCAAGACCACCUCCAAAAGUUUAUUUUAUGCCUAUUUCUUCACAUCGGAUGCAGUCCAAACCCGCUUUAGAUCCUGUAGUCAAUGCAGGAUGUCGCAUCUCACGUCCUCGUACUGCUGAAUUGGCUCCAAAUCUUCGUCGUCGUCUCGAGAGAUUUCGUGAGCUAGAUACCAUUGCUUUUGUCAAGCCACAGGGUCUUGGAACUCCCAUGGGAACUCCUGUUCCUGGAUCUUUUACUGACCAUCGCUCUUCUGCGACUCGUCUGUCCCUUUCUUGUAGUCGUUCAUCAAUGCUGGGCUUAAAUGGUGCACGCGUUCGAGGCAGAUCUGCUUCAGCAGCACGGACACGACUCACCUGCACUCUCUCUCCAGAUAUGCAGCAAGUCUUGGCAAAUGUUUUAGGAACCUCAUUUUUGGAAAAGUAUCAGACACAUAUUGGACUUCUCCCAACCCUGAACCAUAUCUCCUUGAUUGAUAGUCAAAUGAUGCACAAAACUCCUUUGCGUAAAAUCCAAAAAAAGGCUGAAUAUCGCACUACGCAUGGCUUGGGUGUUUUUCAAGCGCAUAUUCAAAAUGAACUCUUGCCAACUUCACAUGGUCAUGCCACAAACUCCAAUGGCCAUUUCUUAGUGCGUCGUAUUACUUCCAAAUAUAAAACACCUAGACAGCCCCCACACCGACGUAUGACUCCACGCCCCGCACAAUCACGACUGCCUGCCAUUCAAAAAAACAUAUCUCAGCUUAUCAACGAAGCUGAUAUUUCGGCAGAACCUUUUUUAUCAACUCUACAAAAAACUCCUACAUUAGAUAGUGAUAUGGUCCCAAUUGAUUUUGAUCAUCACAGUUUGAGCAGCGAACAUGAUUCAGAUGACUCUAACAAUGAACUUGAUGACAUCCAAAUGAUGACACAGGCUAAAAAGCUUGAUGUUUCAAACCAAAACUUAUAUGUUGACUCGAAUGAUAGUUCAAUAGCCCCAGAUCCAUCAUCUGUCUAUGUACAUACUGUGCUAAAAAACUCGACUGUUCCAUCUGCCAAUUCUAUGCGGCGUGCCAAACGUAUCGGAAACGUGUUUCCCUUGGAUUUUUUUAUGGACAAAGAUUGCACACAAAAACUGAUUCUAGCCAUUUCUCAUGCCGAGUUUCCUGAUGGGGUUCCCUGUGUUGGUCGGCUAUGGUUAGAUCCAAAAGGAAAGUAUUUUGAGUCGUUUGAAUGUCUCGUACGAUGCAUAUCUCGACCACACAUGUGGGUUCCCUGCAAGGUAGUAUCAUACAAUACUAUUACAGGCAGAUUUACUGUAAAAUGGAGCAUACCAGAAAUGCAGCAUCAACCCAACACUGCAGUCAACGAAAAAUUGAUUACCGAAAUUAUGCUUCCCGGUGACACGCUUGCAUCAUUAAAAAGUCGUCUCAUGUAUGCAAAGCAACUUCGUGACGAAUUUGAAACUCAUCUUGCGGUUCAACAGUGUAUAAAACUGAUUCGUCCCAUGAUAGAACAUACUUUACCAGAGUUUCCCAAAACAAUUGUCGAGCGCAUUUUUACACUUGCCAAGUCUCAGUUUGAAGCCUCGUUUACUUUUAUUAAAAGGAAAUCAAUUACUGCAGUAUUUGAUGAAAACGAAAUUCAUAUGCAGUGCAAGUACCAGCAAGAGCAGUUUGAAAAUCAGCUACUAGAUAUACAUAAUGAAUUACAAAACGAUUUCAUUAACUCGGAGCUUAAAUCGUUGCUAAUUCAAAAUCGUCAUUUUAAACUGUUUGUGCCAGAUGUAUUGUUUUUGCACAAACAAAACGUCCACCAACACCACGAUGUGGUUCUAUCUUCUGAUUUGGUUGCUGAAAACUUGGUUCCUGUGAAUAAUGGUCACGCCAAUUGCCUCAAGAUGGCAGUUGAAGCUAUUGAACUACAGUUACAAUUUAAAAUAUCAUUGGCAGCUCAGGAUGCGUUAUUUGAACUACACCAAUCCAUUGCUAGUAUGUUUUCUUUAUCUCUUUUGGAUACAAUUAAAAAAGGUGUUACUCGUGUUUGUUCUACUAAAAGUAAGUUGGGCAGUCCAAAUCACCAAGGUGUAACAUGCGUCAAUGAACUUGUGAUGCCAGCUCAAAUUCAACAUCCAACUUCUUUUCCGAAAAGUCAUUUGUUGUCAUGCGAUUACAAAUCACCAAACAUUUACGGUAGAAAGCAGCCACGUCCACUUCAUCCCUCCAAAAAGCAUGAUCAUGAUUCGCUGAUAUUACCACCAACUCAUAAAAUCUGGCCAGCAACUUCUAAUAUCAGUGGGAAUUCAGCUACACUGCUCAAUAUAGAAAGGGUUGAAAAUACAACAAUCCAUCCUAUUACUGAUCACCAAGGAAAUAUAGCCUUUACCCCUGUUGAUUUUUUAGACGUGUGCAAAUGGCUACAGACACAUUUGAGUCAUGUUUUGCAAGAGCUUAUUCCAUCUGCUGCCAGCAUUUGCUUUAAAAAGUUGAUUAAAGCUUUUCAUAACAUAACACCAUUUGAGUGUUCAACUCAAUUAGAUUUCAACGUAUCUAAGCAAGCCGAUAUGGAUUUUAGUGGCGAAGUGCACCGGCGUAUAUCCCGAAUUGUUACUGUAAUGACAUAUACCUUUUUGGCUCCCUUUAUUGACGCGGGAAUUAAUUCAAUUUAUCAAGCUGUCCAACUUAACCAACUCCAUAUUCAACUGAAUACAACGUUUGAUUUGAUUCAAAGCAAAGAUGCAGCAGAAAAGUGCAACAGCAUGGAAUUUGUGCUCGACUACGAAGUUCCAUUGGAUGAGUUGAGCACGCAACUUAAAUUGUGGCUGACUGCCUGGACCAAUCCGAUUUCAUGCAUUUCUCCUGGAGAAUCUUUAUCUAUUCAAUUACCAGACCAUACAUAUACUAAAGUUUUGCUGAAUGACCUUGUGGAUGACAGCAUUGAAGGAUGCUUGUCUCACUUGAACAGACUCAAAGAAAAACUUAUUCCAAGCCUUACGAUUGCUUCAGAAUUACCUGUUCUUGAAGGGAACAUUCAAGAAUAUUUGUCUCAAAACAUUAAAUGUCUUGAUAAAUUAUCAGAGGUCAAAAAGGUCGUAAAAUUCCAUAUGGAUAUUGCUAUACGUGGGUUAUGUAAGAUUAAUCACGACAAUAUUAAAAACAAGGUUUUUUCUUGGAUUGAAAAAGUUCAAGUAAUGAUUUGCGAUGGAAUUAAUCAAACGAUAGAUUCUCGGGCAAAUCAGUUGAUUCUAAAAUGCAACUCAUUGUUUGAACUCAAGUCACCAACCACUUUUGAAGAAACCAAGUCUGCUACGGAAAAGCUGCGCGAAAUGGCUACCGCAACUGAUUAUAUUCGCGACCAAAUUGAUUGGCUCGGCCAUCUCAAGCAGUUUCUUGACGACCGAAAUUGGAUUCAAUCAGAUAUAGGAUUUGCUAAAUUGAUCAAAGUUCGAGCAAUCCAAGAUACUUUUUUCUCGUUUUUGCAUACUAUGGAGCAGAACAUCAAUGAUGCUAAUAGACGUCUCAGCGCAAGUAUUGGUCUUGAGAUUGAAAAACUGUUGAAAUCGUGGGAUAAGGUGGAUUCGGCAGCAGACAUACUAUUCAUACAGCCUAUAAAGAAGGAAGCUACUAUUUCCAAGUUGUCCAACGCCACCAGCUCAUCUGAGGCUUUUGGAUCUUUUACUGAAGUUUUGGAUAGUAAAAUUCACGGAGAAAAAAAAGCUCACUUUUUCAAGGACGAUUCUAAAAAGCUUGUUACUACAACUGAGGAGCAAUCAAACAAAGUUGACGCAAUUCAAAACCCUGACAGAACCGACCAGACUGAUUUUAAUCCUCACGAAUAUGUAAUAUCAGUGAAUGGACUAGCCACUGACAAUAUGGAGCCUGAUGAAUUGUCUAAAAUCAAUCCAAUGUCACAAGACUCGCCUAUCAUUUCAGCACAAAAACAUCAGCAUAAUCAAACUAUAUUACCUUCUAAUCUUGAACAAUUGGAACAGAGUUCAUUUAAGGAUGAUCAAAAAGUAGAAUUAUCUCAUCCAGUUGUAUCCCAACCAAUCAUGACAAUAUCAAGUCCUGAAACAUUUCCUGGAGCAACCUCUUCAAAACUGACGCGUCGCCGCAAAACCGUAAUCAGUCCCAGUUUAUGCAGACCUACCUCUAAUCACACUGGUGUAACCCAGAAACCUCCCAUUCCAAAAAAAUAUACUGGCAUUGAACUAGGCGAGAUUACUGAUGUAGACGCAUCACUCAAGGAAGUUCAACAUCAGAUUUUUGCUAGUAUUGAUGCUGCAAAACUUAUCAUGGCAAAAAUCGCAUGCAUUGAUAACAUACCAGGCGCAAUAGAUAUGGAUAUUGUUAUGGAUAAAAUGUAUACACACAGUAAACUCAUUGGAUGCUUGAUUUGCCUUCGUUCGAAUCUUGUGAAUUGGAGAACCUUUUCCAUAGCUAGCCUUUCCAUUUCAGAAAUCAACAUCACUGCUGCGGAAUUAAUGCAUAUACCCGAAAAGUUUAAUUUGAUGAAUUCACCUAUUGUCAAAGCCAAUUAUGAUGACAUGAUACAAUUCAUGCAAGUGGAGUUGCCGCUGCUAACAAUUUUAAAAAAUCCGAUUUUCCGCGAAGAGCACUGGGAGCAUAUUCGAACACUGAUCCAAUUUGAUCUUCAUAUUGAAACACAUUCUAUUCAAGACAUUAUUGAUACUUUUGGAUUUGAUACGAUUUCUAUUCUUACAGACACCAUUGAGCCCAUUGAAGCUGCAGCAAAUAAGGAAUAUGCAAUAACAAACGUGAUCAAGGAAAUAAAGGAGCGCUACCAGUUGAUGCCCAUUGAGCUUGAAACUAACAAUUGCUUUGGAUUACCUGUAGUCAAAAAUUUUACAAACUAUAUUAGCACCAUGGAGUCUGAUUUACUCACUUUGGGGAUGAUGAUGCCAUCCAAAGGAAUGGAGAAAUAUAGUUUGAUACUAGACGAUAUCAAGGCCAAACUACAUACAGCCAUUGAAGCUAUGCGCGAGUGGGAAAAAAUGCAGCCUUUAAUGAUUAGUGUGCAUGGAUUUUUCGAGUCUGAAGAAGUGCGACUACAAUUAUCUGUUGAGCUACGCCGCUUUCGCGUAUUUGAAACAGGAUACCAUGUAGUUAUCAAUAAUGUACAGACUCACCAGUUGUUUUCUAUUCUUAUUGAAGCGCAUCCAGAUUUACCCAUCUCUAUUGCCGAUAUUCGUAUUGGAUUGCGAAAAAUCACUGAUGACGUACAAGGCUGGCUUGACAAGAAAAGACUGGGUUUUCCUAGACUAUUUUUUGUAUCAGAUGACGAAUUACUUGAGCUUGUAUCCAUUGCCAAAGAUCCAUUUUCUAUACAACAUCAGUUGCCCAGAUAUUUUGAUUUUACCGAAAUGAUAUACACAACUAAUUCAAGCAAAGAAUGUGUUAUCACCGGAGUCAAGUCAAGCGAGGGUGAGUCUGUUUUAUUCAACAAUUCCAUCGAGACACGCGAACUUGGUGUAGAGCAGUGGCUUUUAAAAGUGGAGCAAGAAGUACAGGCUACACUUCAAAAGAUAUUGGUGUCGCACAUGCAACAACUUCAAUUUGAAGGAUUGCACCAACAUUGGUCUACUAUUUUUGAAAAGAUGGUUCACAACACACCGUCUCAAAUUAUUCAACUUGCCUUUCAAAUCAUGCGAACUACAGAGUUGCAGACAUGCAUUGAAAACAACAACACGUCUUCUAUUUUUGAUUUUAUCAAUCAAUCAAAAGAUAAUAUCAAUAGAUUAGCUGCAUUGAUUCGACAAGGAGAUACAAACCCAUCCACUAUACAUAGCUGGAAAGCCAUGAUUAUCCUGGAGAUUAAUUAUCGAGACUGGGGACAGGAUCUUUAUAAAGAUCGCGUUUACGAUGUUACAUCCUUUAAAUGGCUAAAAGGAUUACGCUACUACUUUUCAGAGGAAACAAAUACUGUCAUUGUACGACAAUACCUUCAAAGCGCAGUGUAUGGCUUCGAGUAUGUUGGCUCUACUUCUCGGCUGUGCUGGGCAAAUAUAUCUGAAAGGGGGUAUGCAGCCAUUUGGGGAGCCAUGCACUUGAAAAUGGGGGUCACCGGCUAUGGGCCAGUGUCGAUUGGAAAAACAGAGGUUUUUAAAGAUUUUGCAAGAGCUGUAGGAAAGUUUGCCGUAUUUUUCAAUUGUAGCGAAGGAGUGUCUCCACAAGCUUUGACACGGCUUAUGACUGGCAUGGCAAUGACUGGCUGCUAUCUAUUGAUGACACAUUUGGAUAAACUAGAAUAUACCACAUUGUCAAUUGUAUGGCAAGCAAUCUCUAGCUUACGCGAUUUUGCCGAGCGAAAAGAUGCCGCUUCAGUAUCAUUUUUAGGUCGUAUAAUCAAACUUCCUCCAUCCAGCAAUGUGCCAUUUUUUUCAACUAUAUCACCUGAUAGUUUGACCUCGCCAAAUUUUAUUGCAGCUUUGAGAUCACAAUGUAGACUGGUCGCAUUUGCUGCUCCAGAUCAAGUUGCAAUUGCUUCUGGAUUAUUGCAUAUGGCUGCUUUUACUGAUGCUCAAAAUCUUGCUGAAAAAAUUUCUGCGUUGUUCGUAAUGGCUGGAGACCAGCUUUCUCGACAAACACAUUAUGAUUUCAAUUUGAGAACGAUUCGAACUGUUAUUCGACUUGCAGAUGCGUCCUGCGCACAGGGAAACUCAAACCAAGAAACAAAGGCGGUUGUCAAAGCAAUUACAUCUUACAUUGUUCCAAAACUUAUAUUUGACGAUUUUUCUGUAUUUACCAAUCUAAUAGAAACUGUGUUUGGUGCUUGCUAUAAUACACUGGACACUGAAAACCCAAAACGCGAAUCCAAAUAUGAAAUGGCGAUUUCCAAACUCGAGCCUUUUUCGAUCCAGCAAUUGGUGUUCAAAACCAUAGACCAUUUUAUCCAAAUUAUAGAAACUGGACAGCAUGCAAUUGUUUUGGGCAAGGUUGGCGUAGGUAAAACUUCCUUGAUUCACGGUGCUUCGAGUGUACUUGGCAGUGUUGUGGAUGUUGUGAAUCCUCGGGCAUUGCCUAGCACAUUUCUUUUUGGAUUUCAAGAAUCAACUGGAUACCAAAAGGGAAUUAUUGAAUCAAUUGCUGAUAAAGCAUACAAAUCUUUGGAUAAAAACUUUUGGCUUGUUUUUGAUGGACCUUUGGAGUCAUCAUGGGCAGACUCAGUGUCAAGUAUGCUUCAAAUAGAAGAAGGUGGUGCACUGUGCUUGUCCAACGGAAAACGAGUUAUUCUUGGGUCCAACAUGACUGUAGUGAUUGAAACAGAUAAUCUGGAUAAUGCAUCUGCAGGAUUUGUCGGUCGCUUUAACAUUGUAUUUGUGCGGAAUGAAUGGAGCUGGCGAGCACGAUUGCAGGCAUGGCUUUUAAAUUUUCAAGAUCAUUGUCAAAAGAUGUCGUCUAGCAAUGUCAGAUAUAUUGAUGUCAAAUUGCUAAUAGAUGCAUGCUUUUCUUCAUUUAUGGAGAAAAUCAUUCAAAUCACUACUGAAUACAUUUUUGAAUCUCUUUUUUUGGAAUACGGCAAGUUAGCGGCAGAAAGUCGAUCUAAAUCUGCCAAAUUGUUUACGCGCACUAUUUGUGACUUGAUUGAGGACAUGUUUCACUACUCGGUCAUUUGGUCGUUUGGCGCAUGCAUUAAUACAGAGUUUCGCAAAUUUUUUGAUCAAUCAUAUCAGCGACUAAUUAAUGUUUCUGGAUCCAACUCUAGGCUUGCCACCAUUCUUUCUGGCAAUACCGACAUUUCACUUUUUGACUUGAAGUUUGAAAUUUUUGGAUCUGUUUGGUCGCAUAUGGUUGAUGAUAUCUUUGGGCAAAGUAUUCAAGCAACCAAGAUCUUGAGUAGACAACAGGAGAUUAUUUCCCUUUUGCUACGCCAUAAACAUAAUGUUUUGCUGAUGGGCGAGAUUGGAUCACGAAAAACAUCCACCGCAACACAGAUUAUGUUGGAACUUUGUGAAAAAGAAACAAAUAACAUCAUUGGACAUGCAUUUCCAUUGCUACCCAAGUCUAGUAUCACUGAUUUUACAUCCUACCUUCAAAAAAUACUAGUCGAGGAUGAUCAACAGACCAUUAGUGACCGUCGCACAUACACCCCUGCAAACAAUAAUUCUUUGAUCAUGUUUGUAGAUGACUUGCAAAUAUUGACUUCAAAUGCUUUUGGAUCUAGAACUAUAUGGGAACUUUUUCGAUUUUUUACGGACAGCAAGGGCUAUUGGAGUACACCCUCUACAUUCCGGCAUAUUCAUCGCGUAACCCUGCUAGCAGCAUGCGAUUUACUCCAGAAUUCUAUAGUCGUGCUACCUUUACGACUAAUGAGACAAUUCUCAGUGAUUUUCUUUGACGAAUCGGAUGUUUUGGAAGAUUCUGCACUGAGACAUUUUUAUGCUGAUAUCUAUGACUCUGUAUUGGAUCUUGAAAUAGAAAAUAUUCAGUCGCGGCUUCAAUCUGUUGUCAACUCGACAUUGGAUUUGGUGCGACUUUUAAAAAAGCAAUUGUGCCUCUCAUCAGAUAGUCCAUUUUAUUUAUUUUCCACUCAUGACCUUGAAAAACUGCUUACACGUAUUUGCAUGGCAUCGACUACGCAUUUUUCCAGCAACCAAAUGCUUUUUCAACUUUGGUCAUAUGAAGCGUCUCGAGUAUUUGAGGAUCGAGCACGAUAUAUCGAUCAACCCAUCUUCAAAACUUGUUUGCAGCUAGUAUCCAAGAAACAUUUCCAUAUUGAUAGCUUUAAACCAGCUGAAAUAAUGAGUGAUAUUGAUAUCGAACAACGCUCUAAUCCACAAUCAGCUGGCCAUACAUUUAGUCGGGUGGCUAUUAGAGAAAUGGAUGAAACUACUAUUCAUGAAAUAAUAGAAAAAAGCUGCAACAACUCCAGCAACACUGUUUGGACUCUAUCAGAUUUUUCAGUUGUUCCAGACAGCGCAGUUAAUUUUGUUCGGCUUGAUCGUGUAUUUUCUGCUAGCUGCCACGCACAUGCUAUUUUAGUAUGCCAUCCGGGUCAAGAUUUCUCUCUUGACGUUGUAAAACAAGUAACAUUAGCUCGCUCCUUACCGCUUGCUGAAAUUACAUUUCAGAAAGACAUUAAUCUAGAGCAUUGGAGAUCGUUUGUCAGGAAGCAUGCUACUGAUGCUGGUCUCAAUGAGAUUAGAACUGUAGUAUGCAUUACAUUUAUGCGAGGUGUCGAUAUUCCAGCUGAGGUAUGGGGAGAUCUGCAUGUAAUUAUGGAUGGCGCACGCAGUAGGUAUAUUUGGCCGCCCAACGAGUUUGAAGAUUUGAUGAACAAAGUAUCGCAUCAAUUUCAGAUGAAAAAAAACCAAGUUUUUUCGGUUAGCAAUCUUCAGCAAAACUCCAACCAAAGCAUUUUUGUUAAAAAUGGCAGUAAUCAGCCAAACCAAUUGGAGAUGACCAAGUAUUGGGCACAAAAGAUCCAGCAGAAUGUUAGUUUUAUUUUGCGAAUUGAUGCCACAGAUAUUGAAAAACACCAAUAUUUAUUGCAAUUUCCCCGGCUGAUAUGUAGAAGCACUGUUAUUAUUUUUAAAGACUACAAUACUGCAGAAUUGGAAAUAAUGUCUUAUCGAGCACUUAAUACUGCAUUAAUAAUGCUUGAUAUGCCCAACGAUGAAAUUGAAAGACUCGGCAAGCUUCUAGUGUGCAUUUUUUUGACAGCUUUCAAUUCAAUUAAAGAUCCGGUCCGUAGACAUCAAAACUUUUCUGUGUUGAGGUUCUCUCGUUUCAUUUCUCAGUUUGCAUUGCUGCUUACCGAACAAAAGGCUCAAAUAGAGACCCAGCUAUCUGAAUAUUACACUAGUUUACAACAAACUCAGCAAUUGCGUGAUCGUAUUCAAGAGCAAGUUCAAAAAGGCAAGCAGGAGCUGGUUGAACUGCCACUUCAGUUGACUCGAAUCAAUAAUGAACUGUCUGAACUAUCUAUUGCUGUGAAAACAAGCGAGAGUGAAGCUGCACGAUUAACAAAUGUCAUGAAUGAAAAACGCGAAACUUUUCGUCGACUUGCGGUAGAACGGGAAAUAGCAAUUGCCAAUGCUGGUUUAACCGAGGCAAAAAAUGCAUUUGAAAAUGCUAUUCAGCAACUUCACUCUGUCAAAAAGAAUGAUUUAGAGGAACUCAAAGAAUAUGUUAUUCCUACUCCGUUUCUUGCUCUUGUCUCUGAUGGACUGUGCAUUCUUUUUGACCGGCCUACAGGAUGGAGUGAGGCAAAAAAGCUACUUUCAUCACACACAUUUUUACCAAAGCUUAUACAGUUUGACUGUGGAUGCAUAUCCGAGACCACAAUAGAAAAACUUCGUAAAAUUAUAGAUCAUCCUAGUUUUCAGGCUGAUAAAACUACCAAAAAUGGAUUUGCCGUUUGCAGUCUUAGCCAAUGGCUUCGUGCAAUGCUCAAGUACAGCAAGGAAAUUCGGAUCAAAUUACAUAAAGGGAAUCGCGAAAGUGAAAACCAAAAACCCAUCAACACACUUCCUGUAGAGACCGUGGAUAACGGUGAAGAAGAAAAGGUACUAGAGCAGCUUUGUUUUAAUUGCAGCACUAUGAAAAAACGCGAAGCUCUAUUGCAGAUGCAGAAACAAGAAUUAAGCGGAAGAUUUACAAUUAUCAAGGAAGGAUUUUCAUCAACUAGUAUAUUUGACAGCUCUAAUCCCGAUCAAAUAACUGAAAGUCAAUGGAUCCAACAGGCUUUUCAAAAUGACGGAGUUGGUGUAAGGUUUACAAAUGCAGAAGUUGCACAGGCACAUGCUGAAUACGAGAAGGAGUUGCAAAAUCUACAACUCUUGAAAGAAAAAAUGUCGAGUGAUUUAAAAGACGCGGAAAAUUCGCUAGAUGAUGUAAAGAUUGCCAUUGAAUCUAUGACGCCAUCUCACAUUUCCGAGCUUAUUGAUAUCAAGGAUGGUGGAGUAUUUACUGAUGCUGCCAAAUCUACAAUGAUGCGAUUACUCAAAUUAAAUGAUCAGACCCAUCCCAAAGUCGUAUAUCAAAAGUUUAAAAAUGUUGAUUUACAUUGGUUAGCCAGCUCAAGUGCUGCACUUUUCAAAGAUGUGAUCGACGGCCCUUUGUUUCAAAGAGUUGCAUUCUAUGAUUCCAAAAUGGUAUGCUCAUCUGCAGUUAGUCCAUUUCAAGCUUGCCGAGGAGCAUUUUUGAUUAGAGAUAUUGCUAUUUCGUUGCAUCAAUAUAUAUCAAAAAAGGAUCGUAUUUGCUGCAUUAUUGAACAAUGUCAAAAGCAAGUGAAUAUAAAGAAGGCACAGUUUGAUAAGGAGUGGAGCGCACUAUAUUCGCAUUUGCCAGAAUAUUGGACAUUUGAAAUUAUUGUUCAAAAAUUCAAGCAUCUCAAGUAUUUAAAGUGCAAUCCAACACUAAGACGUCUUUUGGAAUUGGCUUGUAAACUGGUUCAGUGGGAUGGUGGAAUUGCUGAAUUUGAAAAUCGAUUGAUACAAGACCCCUUUUCUUUUGGUACUACCAUUAGUAAAGUUAAAAUUGGGGAUGAGUCUACAAUGCAAGUGUUAAAUAGUGCUAUUCAAAAUACUCCAAUUAGCUCUUUUGAAAUCACGGCUCAAGUUGACAGAGUCUACUGUGAUAUCAUUGCUCGACUACCAAAAAGUAUAUGCUGCAGAAUACUUACAAUGAUGGAUUCAAAAACACUUUGUCAUAUUUCUCUGGUAUCCAAAAAGUGGUGUGAUCUUAUUAAACAUCAGCAAAUAUGGAAAUGGAAAUCGCACGAGUCGGGCUGGGGAAUUGCAUUCAACUAUCCAAAAACUUUGGAUUGGCGUGAAUUCUACAUAAAACUAACCGUUUUGAAGCGAAAACGCAUACCAGAAGUUCAAAAAGUAUUUAGAGAAGACAUUAAUAAUCUUGUUGGUCUCAAAGCAUAUAAGCGUCAGGCAAUCUUCAUGAAACGUGUUCCUGAAUAUUUAAAGCUAGAGCGUCAAGACUACGAUGCCAACCGCAGAUCAAACGAUAUUAUUCAACUAGAAUUGACCAAUGAUUUGUUUAUGGCUAUUGAAGAUCAGUUUUCCUUGUAUCUCUCAGAAACUGAAAGUCAAGCCUUAUCUUUUCAAGCUCCAACCUCUGCUCAGAUACAAUAUAAACAAAACAUUCAAAAAAAUUCAUCUUUGCGACUUAAAAAGGCCAUUAUUACCGUGUCGACAAGUGAACAUUCGUUCGGUAUAAAGCAUGUUCAUGAGCUUAUUAUUGAAAAAGCAUCCAAACUGCACUGUCUUCACAACAGCAUUGAACGUGUCAAGAAAUAUAUCAGUCGUGUUGAUUCUUUUCUACGGAUUGAUUGCCCGACUUUGAUUUUUCAAACAGAAGAUCAGAAUAUUGACCCGCAAAAUCUUACUUUGCAGUCUUCUUCUCCAGGUUGUUUUUCCAUUCUUUACACGUUGUCAAACUGUUUAGAUAUCAUAUACGCUUAUCACAGAGGCAUGCAAAUGGGGAAACAUAUUCAAUUUCAAGUUCGAUUCAUUCGGUCACUCAACCUGCUUUGCACAAGUAUUGAAUCCAAUAUUGCCGAAUUGAAAAAGAAAAAAACGUCUGUUCAAGGAGAUGCUAUACUAUUUGCGUCAACAUGCUCCUUAUUUCCUGCAAUGAAUUUUAGCGAACGCGACCAAGCUCGUAAACUGUGGAUCGAGUCUAUUAUGAAACACUAUUUGAUUCGAGAAUUUCAAGAAGUUAUUUCAGAGUUUUAUUUGACACAUAGCAGAUUUUGGAGUGUUAUGGAAGCAGAUCAAAUUCAAUUGGCCAAUGCACUAUUACUACAUAGCUCAUGCGAUAUGGUGAUUAUGGAUCCUGAUAAUCUUGCAGCCAUUAUUUUAGCUGACCUUGAAAAAGAAUUCAAAAUGAUGACGUGCAUUGAUGCGUUUAGUCCAAACUUUUAUCACGAGCUAGAUAGCCAUAUCAUGACUUCUGGUGUUAUAGCCAUCAAAAAUGUUGGUGCAGAGCCAACAGUCCAUUCCGCAAUCACCAAAUUUAAACUACUACGAUGCCAAGCGGCACAAAGUAUAUCGAAUCUCACCAAUGACAAACAUUGCAAAAUACUGAUUUUUUCACCGUUGGAUAUUUUGGAUGAUUUAGAGCCAACGUUUGAUCGUAUUGACAUUAAUUUUACAUCAGAAACUUUAACCGUUCAUCUUAUAGACGUGAUGUUCAAAGUACUGAAACCAAAAUUUCAUCUUGAUCGUAUACAGCUCCGUACUGACUUUGAAGAUCACAGCAAGUCAGUAAAGCAAUGGUUUUCAAAAAUUAUCGAAGUUGCCAAAAAACACCAAUCUAUUGAAGAAGAAAUUGUUUAUGAUAUCAUCAUGUUUCAACGAAAAAAUGAGGAAACACAAGUACUCAAGACAAAACGCGAAUUGUUUGAUCUUGAUAUUGCUCCAUUAUAUCUAUACUACAACAAAAUAGUAUCAUAUGUUAUUGAAGUAUGGCAAUUGAUGCGACAACUUGAAUCGGUGGACAAGAAAUACUGUUUUUCCAACAGCAUGUUGAUUCAUUGCUUUGAAAAAAGUAUUUUGUAUUUGCUCGAAACAUCGUUUUCUGGGCAACUACAAAGACAUGAUGUAGAUACUGUGCUUGAAAAUUUUACUAGUCUUAUUUGUAACUCACUUGGACGUGCAAUUCACCACUUUGAUCGUGUUCCCUUCUUUGCUCAGCUUGUGAUAGUCAAGAUGCGUUAUUAUGAAAUGCUUUCCAAAAAGGAUUAUUACAGCACCAAACUAGUUGUACAAAAACGCGCAGAAAUCAAAAACGAUUCAGAAUUUACAACUUGGGUUCAUGACAAGUUUAUUUCGCAAGUCGAGGAUCGUCCUCAAUUUAUACAAUUACUAAGUUCCUUGUUGCAUUCAGAUCAACGUCAUUUGGAAAUCAUGUCUGGACCACUGUGUGACCUAUAUGAACGUCGCCUUGCAUUUUUGCCUAAAUUUUUUAUAACAUUAAUUGCGCUACCCCAGUUUGUUGAUGAAGGAAUACAUGAUGUUUUGCAAGAAAUUCAGAGCUGGACACCUCAUGACCGCAACCCUUUAACAUAUUUUUCCAAAGCCUUAGAAUCACCGCACACACUGAUUUUAACACUGUCCUGUUCACCAAAAGACACUAUUCGUAAUAUUUUGUUGCUAAGCGAAACGUACGAUGAAUCACAUUUGCAGUUAUCAAUAAUUAAUGAAGCUGAUAAACUAGCGGAUCGAUGGAUUGAAAAAAUUUCUUUUGCAGCAGAAAAUGAAACGUGGAUUCUCAUCACACUCGAUACAUCCUGGAUGGUCUGGCUUCCUAAAAUCCAUCAAAUCUCAAAGAUGACCUCAAAUGGAUUCAAAAUAUGGUUGAUCAGUCCAUCAUAUUUGACAUGCAAGCUUCCACUAUGGUUAUUUAAAGAAUCUCGAGUUGUAGAUGAUUCUGACAAUAAUGAUCAAAACGCAGUUUUACAAAAAUUGGAAGCAAACGAUUCUCAAUUAGGAGACGCGUAUCGACCUUGGCUUGCCAUUGUGCUUAAAUUCCAUAGUAGUCUAGUGCACCUUUCUCUUCAUUCUGAAAUCUCUUUUCCAAAAUUUAUGGUUUUUGAUGAAAUCGACUACGCUGCACUUUUAAAGCUAUACGCUUUGACAACUCGUAUGAAACUUCCUCUUGAUACGCUAAAACACAUUCUCAUGCACACAGUGUAUUCUUUGGAAUCUCGGUCAGACCACAAUGUUGAGCGAUUAAACUCGCUGUGGAACCAAGUACGAGCUUUGUACGACUCCAUAAUUUCUUGUCAAGAGCAGCCCCUGGAUAUCAUGACCAAAGAAAGUUUUUUGCUUUUUUUUCAAAAGUACAAGACACAAAUGUAUUCCAAAAAAGAAAUGUACGCUCAUAACUUUGGAAAUACUAUCAAUAUAGAUCAUUUGUCCAGAAAGCUAUGCUCAACAUUAGCUAUUCUACAGCAAGAUUGUGUCAAACUAGAUACUGUUGAUGAAGAUCCAAUCAAUGUCAAAUACAAACUCGGUCAAUAUUUGAGUAUUCUACCCGACUCUGUCAGCGUCCGCUUAAUUUACGAAAACAUGGAACUUGCACAAAAUAGUCAUUUCAAGUACUUUUUAUUAGAGGAAGCAAACAACUUUUUGCGAUUGAUUCGUCGUGUAAGAAUCGAUUUACAAGCUCUACUUUCAUCCUUUUCAAAUGGUUAUUCUACCUCGAGUUCAAAAAAAACCAUACAGGCAAUUCUUGAAAACAAAAUUCCCAAACCCUGGAUUCGACGAUCCCAUCCAACAACUGCAACAUUAAGCACAUGGAUACAUGACAUUAGCAAGCGAGUGAAAGCAUUGAAUAAGUGGAUAUCUAUUGGUCAACCAUGGCUGAUUCAUGCUUCUUUGCCAUUCAGUUUACGCGCAUUACUACAUACAUUUCGCAAAGCCUUUGCCGAUAAAUGUCAAACAAGUGUUGAUGCAGUCGAGCUUGUGUUUGAACCUGUUAGCAUGUGCGAUAUUGAUCGCCGUAGUAUUUCAGAUUUGAUGGAAAAACAAGGCGUGGCUAUUGUUAUCACUGGUUUAUAUAUGGACGGUGUCAAAAUUUGUAAAGAUAGCAUUGUGACAAUCAAUGCUGGAGUUGCAAAUAAUCUUCCACUUUACCUUGUUCGACCUUCGUUUCCAUCACAAAAUAAGCUUUUGGUUGGUUCAUGUUUCUCUUCUACUACGUACAUGUCGCAUGAGGAUGCAGAUAUUGUGGAUACACUGAAACCAGUACCACCAUUUCAACUGGAUUUGAAGUCCAAGAUAAAUACACACGCUGCAUCACAAAAAAAGUUGUUUAAAUAUAAAGCAGCACUGAAAAUAUUUGGAGAAAGAGCACCAGUCACUGAGUUAUUAGAAGAUGGAACACGACACAAUCAAAUUUGCGAACUGCAGGUAAAAUCCACUAUACCACCAGACGUGUUGCUUCAACAAGAUCCAGAGAUUUUGGUGGACGUAGCUGAUAAACUGCUACCCAACUAUCUUCAGCCUGGAUACAUUGAUUUAAACUAUUUUCAUAGUUUAAACUCAAUGUCGGAUUCAUUGGACAAAAAUAUGCUUGACACGAGUUACUUUUUUACCGUGUAUGUUUGUUCAACGUCAGACGCGGAUAACGAACGGCGGUAUUUGUUUGAAACAGUAUUUCCCAUGCUGAUGCAAGAUUUGGCAUAUCGUCACAUUGAUUUGCAUUUUGUAGACAUGAAGCUAGACUUGAGAGAUGGUGUGGAUCCACACUCUCAACUACAUGCAGCAUGCACUCAAAUCAGGCGUGCAUCACUUUUUAUCGGUAUUUUUGGUGCAAAAUUGGGACCAGUGUUUCAAAAGCAAGAUAUCUCCUCAUAUAUUAUGGAAACCUAUCCUUUUCUUAAGCAGGAAUUGGCAAUCCCCAAAACAAUCACCGAACUCGAAAUUGCAUGUGCGCUUCAAGAAACUGAUUCUCGCUAUUCAGUAAAUGCACAACGGGCAUGUUUGUUUUACUUUCGUGAUCCAAACUUUUCACGAUCCAUGCCAAAAAGCUUUAGAGCACAGUAUGAGCCAAAUGAUUUAGAAGAAAAAGCUAAAAUCAAUCAACUUCGGAGCAAAAUGCUACAAGAAUUUCCUGAUCGUUGUGUUCCACAUUAUUCAGGUCAUUUCACACAAGUUAUUGGCCGUGAAGUUCACAUGGGCGGUCUUGAAAAGUAUGGCGAGCGAUUGCGCAGCGAUUUGUUGAUGCAAAUUUUAGAAUGUGUUAAAAACCAACGACGAAAAAUCGGUAGGGCUCCUUUUAGCUCACUUGUUCCAAAAAAAAAUAUUGGACGUGAAAAUAUCACAAGCUUGAUUAUAAACUCUGUAUGCUCGCCUAGUACGUUGUUUUUGCACGAAAAAAAGUCAAAAUUUUCACCUGCAGUUCUUAUAUAUGGGCCAUCAGGAUCAGGAAAAACCGCUACUUUAUCGUACCUAUGUAGAGAAUUUGUCAAGCGGGACGUGGUUGUACUUCACAAUUUUGUUCGAACAUGGGUCAGUUCAUUCAAUGUGGACUCGAUGAUUCGGCGAUUUUGUAUUAAACUGUUUGGUUAUUUACGAGUAAAAAAUCGGCAACUUCCUGUAAACUCGCGGAAGCUCCGACAGUACUUUAUCGUUCUUUUGCAUGAAAUUGUUUACUUUGGAAACAAAGUGGUGAUUGUUAUUGACGAGGUUGAUCGCAUGGUUGAUAGCCACAAUCAUCAUGAUAGUUUAUCAUGGAUGCCGCAUCCAUCAGAACUUGGGAUUGAUGUACGUGAUCAUAUAUUUUGGAUUUUUAGUGCUGCAGACAAUCAAAUCUACGAUACUAUGCAGCGUAUAUAUCACGAUGCAGCCAGAAUUUCACUCGAUGCACUAACUGAAGAUGACAAACGCAAUAUAAUUAUCGACAAGUCUAAAUCAUUUGGAUUGAGGCUAGACGCUCGGUCAAUGAAGCUACUUCUUGGUCAUCCAGCAUCUGAUAGUCCAUUGUACUUGCAUUUGGUUUUCAAAGAAGCCCAUUUGAAUAUGACUAAAACACACUUCCAGUUUAACAACUACAUUCUAGAAACAGUCGAGCAUGUCUUUGAGCGAAUUUUUGAACGAAUGGAAAAACGCCAUGGUGUAGACUUGAUCAAAAAACUUUUGGGUUUUAUAAGUAUUGCACGAAAUGGUCUUCGAGAAGUUGAAAUUAUUGGACUGCUAAAAAUUGGCUUAUUGGACUGGAAUCUACUAUUUGAAUCGAUUGAAGAGUAUGUUAUCAAGACAAGUGCUGGCUUUAUUAUAUUUUUUCACGACCAGUUUACUUUUGCAGUUAAGCAUAGAUACUUGAAUGAUUUGCAUCAGUUGGAGCAUUAUCACCAUAUACUUUCAGAUUACUUUAUUUCCAUCUGUGAUCCAAAAGGCAAUUUGACGUGGACAGGUAGCAAUGCGAUACGAGCUAUAGACAUCAGCUAUCAUCAAUUUCACGCUAAGCGACCAAUUUCUGAAAUAUCAGUUAUAAUGUGCUCCAUUGGGUUUAUAUCUGCUGUAUUUGCAUCCAAUCUUGCGUACGAGCUUUCUGGUCAAUUUUGCAAAGCCAUUAAACUUGCAGUAUCUGCCACAAAUCCCACGAUACGAACUAAACUCACAGACUACAACUUUUUUGCUGAGCAGCAUAGUCGCAGCUUAGCCAUGUAUCCAAAGCUAGCUUAUUCCUUGGCGUUAAACCUGCCAAAUGGAUUCUGCUUGCAUGUUCGCGAAGAAGCACUACAAGCAUAUCAAAACAAAACAAACUUGGAUCCAUUCUUAAACUGUCUAUCGCUUACUGAAGAUCAACUUGAAAUGGUGCCACUUGGAAAUCACCAAACGAACAUUAUUUAUAUUGGAGUCAUUACAAUCAGCGAUCUUGGAAAAUGCUGUAUUUCUGUUUCCACAGAUGGAACAUUGAAUGCUUGGAAUAUUGACACAUUUUUGCAUAUUUCGACACUUGUUGUAGAACCUUUGGGUGACGACACAGUUGUGCAAUGUUGUUUUGGUUUGAAUGAUUCCAAAACUGUCGUGUAUGGAACACAUAAUGGACAUAUUUGUGUAUACAAUACCGGUAUAGGACACAUGCAUGCUCGUAUUGAAAAUAUCUAUACUGGCGGGAUACUUUUUUGCUCCGACAAUCCUGACGGGGUAUGGCAACGUGGACAUGAUAAAACAUUGCAAUGGGUGCAAUUUUCAACUCAAAGAGUGAUCAAUGUCAGCAACUAUCAGCAGGAUAUGUUGGAAUCCAAAAAUGCUUCUGUAGCUGCUACGUUGAGGCCCACAUCAAAGGAUGGGAGAGUUGAUAAGAUAUUGGCUCGAUCUGUCGAUGGGAAAAAGAUUGCGUAUUUGAUUCUAGACAAACGACAUUGUGUUGUGGUAAUGGCAACAAAGACUAUGCGCGAAGUAUGCAGAUUUGCAGAAGAUGGCGUGGGCGAAACUUCCAUUGGGCAGUUCUCUAUAGGAAAAGACUUGCUUGCUGUAGUUUUAUCGAAUGGGGAUGUCAUGCUCUGGAAAAUUGAUACUCAUUCUCGGGUCGCCUUGGUGCGAAUUCCAAUUGAUACCAAGAUAUCUUGCUUGAGCAUUUCCAACGAUGAAAAUUUGCUGUAUUUUGGAUCUACCUCGAGCCUUGUAGGCAUUGCAUGUACAAAAACAGGAAAGAUUGUGAAACGCCUUUCGAUUGGGGAAAAGAAAAUACUUGGCUGCAUGUGCAUCGCAGCGUCCAAAGGCCAAGAGCGUUUUUUUUCAGCUUCAGACUCGAGUCUAUUCAUAUGUGAUAGCCAAUCAAAUUUGUAUACGAGUAUUACCAAAGAGGCAUUUGAUGCAAAUCGUGAGCAAAUCCCAUCAAGACAUGCAGCGCCUAUCAAUGCAGUUCUGGCAUUUAAACCGCAUCAAAGCCAUAAACUAGAAGCAAUAUCGACAUCCAAAGAUGGGAGAUUGGUCGUCUGGUCAACUUGCACAGAUCUCAAAAAGUUUGUACCAGUGCGUCAAAAUUUUGUUGCAGAUGAUCUUACAUCGUGUCGAAUCCACCAGUCUACAGGAUUUGCUAUUAUCACUUCAAAAAAUGUUGCAAUUGUUUGGAAUGUUGAACAUGCUCAAGAAGUACUUCGAAUCAGUCACACACGUGCACUUCGUGAUGCUGUAUUGAUGAAAUUUCAAAAGGACCAAGAAAACAUGCGAUUAUAUACUUGGGCUGUUGACGGAGAGUUGACAGCAUGGAAGUUGGUUGGUCGGCCAAAUUUAUUUGUAACGUAUGAUCCAAAACCACUUUUUUGUCGAUUUGUUACGCAUUUUUAUACCAACUCUCUGUCUUCAAGCAUGAGUGAGCUGCUUGUAGCAUGUGAUACUACGGCUAUGAUUCUGGAUUCGCUAACGGGAAGCGAAAUUCGGAGAUUUGAUACACGAGUUCAAGAAACUAUUAUUGAUCUUACAUGGUUAUAUAAUCCAGCUGGCCAAGCUCAAGUUGUAUAUACAACCAAGUCAACACUAUUUAUUGAUGGAAAUAUUUUGUCGUAUGGAGGAUCGCUUGGAGAUUCAAUUCAGAUAGAUACGUGCAAAUACGAUAAUUCAGGAACUUAUUUAGGAUACUCGGGUGUACAGUUUCAUGAAAUGGUGGCUGGAGAUUCAAAGCUGGAAAAACCAGUUGUUGGUAUUAUCACAGUCAUUGCUUUGAAGAGCAAUGAAAAGAAACGCAGACUUUGCACACUUAUGCACGAUGGAGCACGAAUUGUGCACUGGAGUUUUAUGCAUGAUUCCAACUACAUUGUCACUGUUACAACCGAUCUGAUGAUCCGAGUAUGGGACAUUCAAGAUCCAUUGCAAUCAGCAAAUGUUGGAUCUCGAGAUAAAAUACAAACACCAAUGCAACACGAUACCUUUGGUUUUAAAGAUGACAAGAUUUCCUUUGAAAACAUAAAUGCAACCGUUACGGACGAAUCUUCUUCUACACCUAGUCGACCCAUUCUCUCGUCUGCACGAUCUGGUCGGCGAAUUUCCGUAUCUCAACAUGCCCGAUAUAUUGGAACUCAGAUUUCAGGAAAAGUAGGACAUGUUCGAGCCAUGUUUCCAUUACGUUCCCCAUGCACAUCUCUUGAGAUUUCUUCCGACGAUUAUAUUUUUUAUACUGGCAGCGAACAAGGCGAUGUUUUCCAGUUUCGUUUUGAGUUUGGACAGAAUAUUGUUUCAGAACUCUCUUAA
This is a messenger RNA of Batrachochytrium dendrobatidis JAM81, 20931 nucleotides long. RefSeq lists its product as uncharacterized. Gene Ontology annotation, cellular component: inner dynein arm; 9+2 motile cilium. The coding region runs from base 1 to 20931 and encodes 6976 amino acids. The transcript is spliced from 16 exons. NCBI's taxonomy places the organism in Eukaryota, Fungi, Chytridiomycota, Chytridiomycetes, Rhizophydiales. Gene Ontology annotation, biological process: cilium movement involved in cell motility. Gene Ontology annotation, molecular function: minus-end-directed microtubule motor activity; ATP hydrolysis activity; dynein intermediate chain binding. The record is from RefSeq and is a predicted model, not a curated record.